Molecule: messenger RNA, 3514 nt
Organism: Heterocephalus glaber (naked mole-rat)
Lineage: Eukaryota; Metazoa; Chordata; Mammalia; Rodentia; Bathyergidae
Source: RefSeq, a predicted model, not a curated record
GCGCCGCACUUGGUACGCCCCAGCGGAGAGGCCAGGCCCAGCCGGGGCUGUACAAUAGGGUUGGGCCGCGGCCGGGACUGGGUCGGCGUCGGGCUGAGAGCCCGAGCGCGACCGGAGCUGACAGACCCCGGGCCUCGACUUCCCCGGAGCACCGCGGCUUCCGAGUCCUUGCCCGCAAGGCGGGCCGGCCGUGAUGCGCCGUGGGACUCCUGUCCUGGCCUCGGGCCGCCGCCGCCUCCGCCUCUGAGACGCCAGGACCCCCUCCCCUCAGUGACGCCGCAACCGUGGAACGCUGCCCGCGUGCGGAGCCGGGACCGGGCGCGCCCCCAGCUAUGGCUGCCAGGAUCCCAUCAGAGCCAAGACCUUCUCCAGAAGGUGACCCUUCCCCACCACCACCACCACCACCAACGUCAUCCCUGGUCCCUGACACUCCUCCAGACACCCCUCCUGCCAUGAAGAAUGCCAUUAGCCCUAAGCAGCUCCCACUGGAACCAGAGAGCUCCCCAGGGCAGGUUGAUCAUAGGCCAGUCCCCCCACCGGAGGAAUCCCUUUCAUCAGAAGCAAAGAGCCCACCAGCCACAGGCCCACAGGAUGCUAGACCUCCUCAGAGGAGCAGCGAGCCAGCCCCAAUAGCAGUGCCAGCCUCCGACAGCCCUCCCCCCAAGCAAGAUGUAAAGAAGCCAGGAGAGAGACAUAAGCUGGCAAAGGAGCGGCGAGAAGAGCGGGCCAAGUACCUGGCGGCCAAGAAAGCAGUGUGGCUGGAGAAGGAGGAGAAGGCCAAGGUGCUUCGUGAGAAACAGCUCCAGGAGCGCCGCCGGCGGCUGGAGGAACAGCGUCUUAAAGCUGAGCAACGCAGAGCUGCCCUGGAGGAGCGGCAGCGGCAGAAGCUGGAGAAAAACAAGGAACGUUAUGAAGCAGCCAUCCAGCGGUCAGUGAAGAAGACCUGGGCUGAAAUCCGGCAGCAGCGCUGGUCCUGGGCAGGGGCCCUUCAUCACAGUUCCCCAGGAAAUAAGACCAGUGGGAGCAGGUGCUCCGUGUCGGCAGUAAACCUGCCCAAACACGUGGACUCUAUAAUCAACAAGCGGCUCUCAAAGUCCUCUGCCACGCUCUGGAACUCCCCCAGUAGAAAUCGCAGCUUGCAGCUGAGCGCGUGGGAGAGCAGCAUCGUGGAUCGUCUGAUGACGCCCACCCUCUCCUUCCUGGCUCGGAGUCGCAGCGCAGUCACACUGCCCCGCAACGGCCGGGACCAGGGUAGGGGCUGCGGCUCUGGGAGACGUCCGGUGAGGGGCCGGGCAGGGACCAGCCUCCCGCCUAGGCCGCACCCCGACCGCCCUCGUCCCUCCGCAGCCGUGCCCGUGUGCCCGCGCUCGGCCUCUGCCAGCCCCCUGACGCCGUGCACUGCCUCCCGAAGUGUGCACCGCUGCGCCCCCGCCUCCGGGGAGCACGGGGAGCGGCGCAAGCCCAGCGCCGGGGGCAGCCCCGCGCACGUUCGCCACCGACCCGAGGCCUCGCCGGUGCAGAAGAAGGAGAAGAAGGACAAAGAGCGAGAAAACGAGAAGGAAAAGAGUGCCCUGGCUCGGGAGCUCAGCCUCAAGCAAAAGCGGCAGUCCCUACCGGCACCUGCACGCCCGCGCCUGUCCUCGGGCCCCGCCUCCGAGCUCAGCCCCAAAUCUAAGGCCCGCCCAUCCUCUCCCUCCAUGUCCUGGCACAGGCCUGCCUCCCCCUGCCCCAGCCCAGGCCCAAGCCACACUCUGCCUCCAAAACCACCAUCUCCUCGAGGCACCACUGCAUCGCCCAAGGGACGCAUUCGGAGGAAGGAGGAGGCAAAGGAGAGCCCCAGCACCUCGGGCCCUGAGGACAAGAACCAGAGCAAGAGGAGGGCCUGUGAGGGGAAGGAGCUAGCAGCCCCAGCCUCACCAGCGCCCUCGCCCACGCCCUCACCUAGCCCAGCACAGCCCACUGCAGAGAUCCCUGCAGGUGGGCAUGAAGAGCAGGCUGGCAGGACAGAGAAGCCAGAUACUGCUAUCCUGACCCCACCCCCAGCCCCUGCUCCCCCGGUGACCCCUAGCAAGCCCAUGGCGGGCACCACAGACCGAGAAGAGGCUACUCGGCUCCUGGCUGAGAAGCGGCGCCAGGCCCGGGAGCAGCGGGAGCGCGAGGAACAGGAGCGGAGGCUGCAGGCAGAAAGGGACAAGCGAAUGCGGGAGGAGCAGCUGGCAAGGGAGGCAGAGGCCCGAGCAGAGCGGGAGGCCGAGGCCCGGAGGCAGGAGGAGGAAGAGGCCCGAGAGAAGGCGCAAGCCGAGCAGGAGGAGCAGGAGCGGCUGCAGAAACAGAAAGAGGAAGCUGAAGCUCGAUCUCGCGAAGAAGCCGAGCGGCAGCGUCUGGAGCGGGAAAAGCACUUCCAGAAGGAGGAGCAGGAGCGGCAGGAGCGCAGAAAGCGCCUGGAGGAGAUAAUGAAGAGGACUCGGAAGUCAGAAGUUGCUGAAACCAAGCAGAAGCAGGACAGAAAGGAGGCAAAAGCCAACAAUUCCAGCCCAGACCCUGAGAGAGCUGUGGAGACUCUGCCCUCAGUGCUGCAGAAGGAGGCAAUGCAGAAGGAGGAGCCAGCCUCCCAGGAGCCACAGUGGAGCCUGCCAAGCAAGGAGCUGCCAGGGUCCCUAGUGAAUGGGCUGCAGCCUCUCCCGGCACAUCAGGAGAAUGGCUUCUCCCCCAAGGGACCCUCUGGGGACAAGAGUCUGGGCAGAACCCCAGAGGCACUCCUGCCCUUUGCAGAGGCAGAAGUCUUCCUCAAGAAAGCUGUGGUGCAGCCCCCACAAGUCACAGAUUUAAUCCAGGGUCUUGACACUAAACUUGACAUCCCAGCCCUUUUCAUUUUGAGACAGUCUCACUACGUCACUAAGUUGCCCAAGCUGGGCUCAGACUCAAGAUCUUCCUGCCUCAACCUCCCAGAGUCCUGGGAUCACAGGCAUGUGCCACCAUACAUGGCUAAAGCUUCCUCAUUUUUGAAAAGAAACACAGUGUGGAGCCAGCCUCUGAUGUGACCUCUCAAUGUCCCCUAUUAUUCACACCCUUGUAUGGGCCCUUCCCACAUGUGACCAAUAGAAUACAGUAGAAGUAAGGGCAUGUUGUGCCUCAAUUCCAUUAUAAAAGGCACUGCGCCCUCUGUCUUGAUCCACUCCUGCUCGAGUCGCUCAUCCUGGAGGAAGGCAGCUCCUGGGUCAGAAGAGCUGACACAGAGGCCCACAUACCAAGAAGUAGAAGCGUCCUUCCGGGGGCCGUGUGAGUGAAUUUGGAAGCAUAUCCUCCAGCCCAGUUUAGCCUUCAGAUGACUUCAGUCCUCCUCAACAGCUUGACUGUCCCCUCCUGAAAGACCCAGAGCUAGAACCAACCAUCUGAGCCACUUCUGGGGUUCUAACUAGAGACUGUGCCCCCCCUACAGUACUGGGGAUUGAACCCAGGGCCUCAUGCAUGCUAGGAAAGUGCUCUACCACUGAGCUACACCUCCAUUCCUUUC